Molecule: messenger RNA, 3848 nt
Organism: Crotalus tigris (Tiger rattlesnake)
Lineage: Eukaryota; Metazoa; Chordata; Lepidosauria; Squamata; Viperidae
Gene: DCP1A
Product: decapping mRNA 1A
Exons: 10
Coding region: 48-1769 (573 amino acids)
Biological process (GO): positive regulation of catalytic activity; deadenylation-dependent decapping of nuclear-transcribed mRNA; deadenylation-independent decapping of nuclear-transcribed mRNA
Cellular component (GO): P-body
Molecular function (GO): enzyme activator activity; mRNA binding
Source: RefSeq, a predicted model, not a curated record
UUUUCUCUUCCUUCCUUUCUCCGCUCUUGCCGAGAUCCGGAUCCAAGAUGGAGUCUCUGAAUAAAGCGGGGCAAGAGAUGAGCCUGGCGGCCUUAAAGCAGCACGAUCCCUACAUCACCAGCAUUGCCGACGUGACCGGCCAGGUGGCCCUUUAUCGCUUCAGUCCAAAGGCCAACGAAUGGGAGAAGACUGACAUAGAAGGUACCUUAUUUGUAUAUAAAAGGUCUGCUUCACCUUACCAUGGUUUUACAAUUGUAAAUCGAUUGAAUAUGCACAACUUGGUUGAGCCCGUAAACAAAGACUUGGAGUUUCAACUUCAUGAACCUUUUCUUCUAUAUAGAAAUGCCAACUUGUUAAUUUACAGUAUCUGGUUUUAUGACAAGAAUGACUGUCAUCGAAUAGCAAAACUCAUGUCUAAGGUGGUACAGGAAGAAACUCAGAGAUCCCAGCAACAAUUACAGGAUAGAAAAAAUGUCAAUCGGGUUAAUGGUUGCACAGAUAUCCUAGAGUUGCUUAGUAAAGCAAAGGUUGAAUAUGAACGGAAUCAGAAGAGUGACUUAAUUUCAGGGACCCAAGAAAGUGGAAAUCUCACAAAGCCUGAAAGUACAGAAGCAUCUGAAUAUGAAACACUGAUGUUACAAGUCCAAGAUCAUUCAUGUCAGUCCAUCCCUAAACAUCUAACAGUGGAAGAAUUAUUUGGAACUUCAUUACCAAAGGAAAACUCCACAGCUCCCAUUUCCAAUCCAGAGAGGAUAGAGAAAACUGAUACCUCAUGCAGAGAACACAAUUUGCUUUUACCCUUUUCAUUUGAACAAUCAACAGUAAUCCAUCAGCCUCUGGGGAAGCUAGACGCUCCAAGCCUCAAAAAUAACUCUGUGACUUUAUUACCACAGGAAUGUGUACCAUCUGUACUAACUUCAUCACCUUCAGUUUUACAACCUGAAGUAAAUAAAGUUUCAAACUAUAAUGUACAUUUAAGUCCUAUCCUUAAUUCGACUUUGGCAACAGAAGCACCUUGUGGUCCAAUGCUGCAGAAUAUCAAUGCAAAUAAUAAUGUAACGCAAGUCAUGCAGCAGACUACCAUGCAAAUACCUUCACUUAUGAAUCAGCCAUUGUGCGAUAUGAACCACAGUACACAAAAUGUAAGUUCUGGUCAAAACCAAUUCCUAACAUCAAUGACUUUGCCAAAUACAGGAGAUGCUUCAAACACAUCACUUCCCAGUGUAGAUCUUCUUCAAAAGCUCAGGUUGACACCACAACAUGAUCAAAUGCAGCAAUCUCUUAUUAAACCCCAAGUAGCACCAAAUGCUUCUUCUGCUAUUAGCCAACUGGCCACACCAGAUUGUUUCAAGGAAUCCCACAUCAAGCAACAGGCUUUGACUGGUAAAGUUAUUCAUACCUAUCAGGUUACACAGCAAAAUAAGGAGCCUGAAACAUUUCCAAAUCCUAAAGUGUUGUCAAAAGCAAACCAGAUUGCUUCUACACAGUUUGCUACCACAGCAACUACAAUUGCACCUUCUGUCCUCCUUUCACCUAGUGUGUUUGAACAGUCCACUAUGAAAUCCUCUGAAAUUGAAAACAAAGUUGGUUCACCUUCUGCUGUGACACUUGGUACAGAUGUUCAGACAUUACCUUCAACGGUACUCAGUAGAUCUCAACUUCAGCAAACUUUGAUACAUCUAAUAAAGAAUGAUGCAAAUUUUCUUAAUACUCUACAUGAAGUCUAUUUACAAGUCUUGACCAAGGAUACUGACAGCAUCAACCUAUAACUGCAAUGAAUUGAAUCCUACUGACCACCUAUUUGCUUCAGAAACAUGCCUCUUCUGUACAACUCUUAUAUUUUAAAAACUUUUUUUUUGAGAUUGUGAAGUCUUUUUAAGCCUCCAAGGAAUACUGUUCCUUAGAAAUAUUGUAUAAAUAAUGUUCUAAGAAAUGGUGUGGUUUCACUGUGACCAUUUACCAGCAGGAUUUUAUUUCUGUAUGGAAAUACGGUCUUAUGUUUAACAGCACAUUUUUCUUAUUUUUUGAGCAGUGUCAAAUAGUUGAUAUAAUUCUUUACCAUAUACACCCUGAAUAUUCAGGAUAACUAGACGAAGAACAUCAACAGUUUUGAAACCAGCUUCAAAUUUAAGGAGCCAUGGAAGAAUUUAAGAGGAUAUUUCUAAGGCUUUAUGAAGAAAUGGACAUGCAGUAUAACAUUUCUGCUUUUAGCCUUAACAUAGUAACAGGAUAACCUCUGGGUCCUAUCAAUCAUAAAUUGGUUUGUAUGCAGAAUACGCAUUACUUUUACUAGGAAUAUAUGAAAUAUGAUUUCCUUUGAACAACAUUUUUGAAAACUAUUUCAGUGGAAUAUCAUUUUUUUUUUCCUAUCCAGGUCAAAUGCCAAUUUUGGUAUAGAUUUUCCUGUAGAAAGGUUGAAGUGUUUCUAGAUAAGCUGUUGUUCAGAAUAGUAUUAAGAACUCUCCCUGAACUUGCAUUAUAUACUGCUGUAAAGAUCAAACUUCUUCCCAAAAUAAGUCAGAAUCUGAUCUGUUUUAUAUGCUGCUAUUGGUCUUUUGUGAUUUCUAUUUAUUUCGUUCUAGCAUGUUACAGUAGCUAGCAAUACUUAAGUGAUAACAUAUACUCAAUUUACUCAAGCAAUAGCAAUGUAAAGGAUAGCAUUUUUAAAAUUAUGUCUUUGUUUUAUAUUGUGAAACGUAAUUUUGUAGUCAGUUUAGCCAUUCAAGUUGCACUGCUUUUUCAAAGCAUGGUUGAAAUGGAGGAAGAGCAUAGUCUUCGCUCUGUAUAUUAUGGUAUAUUUCUGUGAAGCCAUUAAAAAAGGUAGGGCUGGGGGGAAAAAAGUAUAGCCUACUAUAUAAGCCCCAUUGUGUCAAGAGAAUCUGUAACAAAGUUCUGGAGUAAAUUUUACUGGUUACUCUCAAAGUGUGUGAUAAUGAAGAUGGCAUCAUUAUCCAGUUGACAUUUCUAAUUCAUCAUUGACGUUUUGAUUAUUGUGACUUCAUCACAAAUCAGUGUUUUUGAUAUAAACAGUGUGUUGAUUUUUUUUUAACCAAUCAAUAUGUAUACUUAGAUUUUGAGUGAUUUUAGGUAGAAGUUUUUAUGUUUAGCAAACUCUGCCUUCUGAAAGAACCUCUUCAGCCUUUGAAAGUCUUUCUAAUAACAAAGUAUUUUAUAUUGGUUAUAUGUACAAAAUUCAGGGAAAUAUGUGUAUAGUGACACAUAUUUGACAGGCUUUAAUAGUGAAACUCAAAAGUAUCUUUUCAGGCUUCGUAGACUUUUUAUAGAAAACCAGAGCGCUCUCUGCUUGUACACUGGAUCUGUUGUAGCACACCCAUAUACGUAUACCAACAAGUUUGCUUAGUACACCAUUCUUCCAUAUAUAAUUACAGGCUAUUGUCAGACUAUUAAAACUGAAUUUUGUUACCGUGUUUUUUUUAUUGACAAGAAAGAAAUACGCAGUCAUGAAUUUAUUGUAGAAAAAAAAAUCCUCAGCCAUAAAUGUGAGAUUUGCAGUGAUGAAGCAUAUGAAGUAUGAUAACAGUGAAUGCAAGUAUUAUAUUAAAGAUAUUUUACCUUGAAUAUAAAGAUAUAUAGAAAAGGUUUCCUUGACAUUGAAUGUACUUUAAGUUCCUUGGUCUCCAAGAAUUAAUAAGAAAAGGAAUAUUGCAUUAAACAGCAAAGAUAUAUCUAGGUAUUUGCUGCAAUAAAAAAAAAUUUUAUUCUCAUUUGCUAUUUUGUCUUGAAAAGCAGUGCAAAAGUUAGUUUAUGGCAAUUCUCAAUCUUUAGGACAGGGGUUCUCAACCUUGGCAACUUUAAGACUUGUGGACUUCAACUCCCAGAAUUCCUCA